Molecule: messenger RNA, 2890 nt
Organism: Linderina pennispora
Lineage: Eukaryota; Fungi; Kickxellomycota; Kickxellomycetes; Kickxellales; Kickxellaceae
Exons: 1
Coding region: 27-2744 (905 amino acids)
Source: RefSeq, a predicted model, not a curated record
AACGCAUUUUCAUUUCUGCAUUGCCAAUGUCGUCACAUGUGUACUUCCUCAUAGACAGGCGCGCUGUCGGCCACUCCCAGAGCGCCGUGGGCACAGUCCUCGCCCAGAUACUCGUAUACCUGGCGGCGCAGCACCAGCGCAUAUCAUGGAACUACGAGCUGGUUGACCUAGAGUCGCGCCCCAAGCCCACCACCGCACAGCACAAGCGCAGCGUGCGUGAACGUAAAGCGAUUGAUGUCGAAACCGUCGACAAAUUCCUUGCAGAAAUGCACCAAAUGCCCAACGACAGCCUGCCAGCACCGGUCUGCGCACCAAUCGAGACACUGCAUGCACGUCUCAUGUGUCUCGAGGCUGAUGUCGAGUGGGGAGAUCCAGCAACAAUGCGGUCACCGGCACGUAACAACCAGACGCGGACAUGGACCGACCCGUCGCGCAUCAAUGAGUCCAUGUCGGUACAAAAAUACAUGAUUGUUGUUGGCUCCGCACCUGGAUCGCUGGCGGCAUUACGUGACUUUGUGCGCGGACCUGCUAUGCACACCGAGUCCCAGGAUGAUGUGUCGCUGAUCGAACAGCUGACGGAGCUGCGCGACGGGGUCAUUGGCAAGGGCCUGUGGGAGAGCUAUGCGAGAAAACGCGUCGGCAUCACCUUUGUGAGCAUGGCGCCAAAGCGAGCCAUCCCAGGCAUGGAUCCAGUCGACAUACUGAUUGAGAGCGUGUUUGAAAGCUGCUUCGAGUCGCUUGGUGGCUGUGUGGUGCCGAUCACCAGUCUUCUGGUUCGCGGGCUGCCAUUUGCUGCUGCGUUUUCGCUGUGGCAUCGUCGCCGCACGUACCCGAGCUGGAGCCGCAAGUUUGCGCGCGAGGUAUCCGCAGUCAUUGACCGAUUUUCUGACGAUGUUGACGAGGAGCCGCAUAGGGAGUGGUCGCUGGCAAUGGAUGGAGCGCAAACAACCGUGCAGCUGCGGCAGCUGCCGGUUCCUGAGCGACAAUGGUUGACUGAGGGUCGUCUCCAUCGGAGGUACGAUCUGGCAGAGAUGGUAGCAGCUGUCAGUGACUAUAAACAGGCAUAUAUAGCGAAAGACGGUGAUAGCGGCUGCAGAUCAGUGCUGACAGCGAUUGGAACAGCUCCCUUGAGCGUGUGGCUGCGGAUUGUCCGUGCAGUAGGUACCGUGCCUCCGAUCUACUGCAAUAUCGACAAGGGGCAGCUGCCAAAAUGUUCGAUCACUAUCUGCCGCUGCUCUGUACCAGCUGCCCCUGAGCCAACAAAAAGCUGGGCGCUCUUUCAGCCGGCUGCUGCUGUGCAGUCAUACCCUUUGGCAUUGGUUGUACCGGUUUCAAACCAUACUGCCGCGAUCUAUUAUAUCAGCGACAUAGCCUAUGCGCAUAUCUCUGACAUCAUAUCGGAAUAUGACGAACAGCGUUUUGUUGAUCCCACCGACCCGCCAUCCGGUCACUUUGAACCAUCGUGGAUGGAGAGCUGGUGCUGGAAAGAUACCGCCUAUGACUUUCCUGUCCAGGGGCUGGACAGAUGUUCAGUGGACGUGGGAUUCCACGAAUCGCAAUUCGACUGCUCGCUGCUCGGGUCAAAAGACAUUGCCAGUGCACUGUCUAGCCCCGUGCAUGUGCAGAACCCGACUGACAGGGAUGAUCCAGAUAUACAGUCUUGGGGAUCAGCAGACGUGGAUAAUGCGGAUACACGCAUAACUUCACUCGAGAUGUGGUAUUCGAACGUAUACCUAAAGACUGUCACUGACACAAGCCUGGCCUUUGAUCGGGUUCUCGACACCUUGGAGCCGCUCUGUCUCUCAGACGAUGGUGACAAGUCAUCGACAUUAAACCGGUUCGCGCAUGACAUUCUUCUGACUAGCACUGACAUUGGCGACUUUUUUGUGACAGGCAGGAGUGGUAGCUUCGACAACGCAUUCCAGGAGAUGCGUAUUAAUGUGGCCAAGGAGAUCCCUGACAACAGUACGCAGCAGCAGUACUCGUGGCAACUGCAAGAAUGCCGGGUUCAGAUCCUCCUGCACCUGUUUGUCUUGGACUAUGCCCGGUCCCACAACAAGGAUUUGGUCAACGGGCACACGCGCGAGACGCUGCUGGAGGCACUGCGCGAUCUGGUCGAUCAGCUCUGCAUUUGGGCAUCGCUUGAUGAUGUACCUAUUUCGCCGAUUUCUAGCACCACCAGCACUACUGGCAACCUGUCGAGGUCUGACUCGCUGUCAUCUAUUGUAAUCGAUGCGCCUAAUGACCUGGCCGGCGCCUUUAUCAGCAGCCCGUGCAUGGCACAGUUCGACGACACCUUGUGUGAUGUUCUAGAGGAGCUGCGGAUCCAGUGCGGCUGGGUGCCAGCUGAUCGAACCGAUGGUGCCCAGGCCACGCCUGUGGCCAUGUCGCCAGAUAGCAAGCGGCGCAAAGGCACUCCGCGGCGGCUGCGGAGCGGCCAUUCGAUGCCAAAGUCUGAAGUCAUUGUGUUGCAGCGGCAAAACAAGGUGCAGGCAGGCAUUUCAGGUCGCCGUUUGGCGCGACACCUCGACGAACUGAUCAGCAGCAAAAAGCCAAAGCUUGAAGAGGCAGUGGCCAGCGAGCCCCGGCCGAGUAGUUCAGCUGAUGGAUCCGGGCGCCUGCAGGCAGCUCGUAAGCUGCCAUCGCAUCUGCUGAGGAAGAUCAAGAGCGAGGUGGUAUCGACAGCACAACGCGCUCCAUCUGCCAGCCAUAUUCCCAAUGCACAAACGCGCGCCAAAAGAUAGACAGUAAUUGCAAAUGAUAGUAUAUCCUAUGCUGUUCAUUUGUACAAAGCCAUAUCUGCAGACAAGUUAUAAAGCGUUACUGCAGAGAGUUGUAAAUGAAGUAGCAUGCUUGUGUAACGAAGCUGCAAGUGCAUUCUAUGCAACAG